Molecule: messenger RNA, 5631 nt
Organism: Aethina tumida (small hive beetle)
Lineage: Eukaryota; Metazoa; Arthropoda; Insecta; Coleoptera; Nitidulidae
Gene: sog
Product: dorsal-ventral patterning protein Sog
Exons: 7
Coding region: 1734-4316 (860 amino acids)
Biological process (GO): multicellular organism development
Molecular function (GO): protein binding
Source: RefSeq, a predicted model, not a curated record
GACAUAACUCCGCGUUAACCUUUUCCUCAUCAGUGUGGGUCAGGUUGUACCGUAACAGUGAGGUAAAUAUCCGAUUAGUGGAUGCACAAAAAACUGGUAAAUACUCGUAAAAUUAGUAGAGUGAGUUAAACUUAAAUAUUGCAAUUAACAAUGUUAUUUAAUUGUCUGGGAUUCCCCCGUUUUCCUAACCUCACUUUGAUCUGCUCCUAACUUCAUUACAAUCCUAUUCAUUGUACACUGUUUUAUGCUCAAGGUAUGUGAAGUACCAAAUAUUUUUGCCAUCGCCGACCAAAUCCCGAUGGGUGCAAAAAACUUUAGAAACGGUCCACGUAUUUUUCGGGCACGGCGAUGCGCUGCGAGACUAAAAGGUGUGUCGUCUGAUGGCAUUGAAAUCGCGCCAAACUGAAUAUAACGUGACUAAUAUAUCCUGGGGGCCCAUCUGGACUCGAGUUUUUUUACCAUGUCUAGCGUACACCAUCGACACGGUCCAUCCACCUCGAAUCUACUUUUGUAGAUCGUCGAAGAGGACGCAAACUUCCCGACCAGUUUUGGCCCCGGUUCCCGACCGCGUCGGUCGUACCGGAGACUGAAACCGAAAGUUGGGUCCAGGAAUAAUCGCCGUGUAACACUAGAAUUAUAUAUCGAGGCGCAUUUCUGGCUUUACGCUCGGUGUGUUUACGUUCCAUUGUUUUGACAUGGACGCGUCGAGCAGGUGCGAUUUUUGCAGAAAAAUUGCGUCCUGUGGGUGGGUGGGUUGAAAAAAAAAAAAAAAAUGACAUAACGGCGGACGCGAAACAUAUUUCUGGUCGUAAUGGAUUGACGGUCGGUCGGUAUUGAGAGCCAACUAUGAUUUUGUAAACAUCGGUUUGAGGCCAAUGUCAAAUUUGUGCGUAGGUCCCAAUUCGACCGGGACGGUAAUAAUUCGAUGGACGGACGGGGGAUGGGAACGAUGUUAAGGCUGGUGCGAGACGGCGGCCCGUGAAUGCACAAUUUUAUAAUAAUAUUCAAUGCGAUCGGACGUCGAGCGCACGGAAUGGAAAAACAACAUGUACGAUCGAAUUCUUAAAAUAGUUUCCCGAUUUCUAAGCAGCACGCUAGCUCUAUAUUUGGCGAUGCGAACAAUAAAACUCGCAUGGUACUACUAUAUAUGCAGCAUCAAAGGAUUUUAUGUUCUUCUCUGUGUCACACGACAAAAAGAAGCGCGUUUCGCAAACCGAAGAGAAAAUGGGAUUGGCCGCUACUUGCAAAAAUGUAUGACCACAAUUGGAACAAUACAAUUUCUGGGUUCUUUAAAUAAUCCUACAUGGAUUUACCGGCAGUUUUUUUUUACACGAACCGCCAGCUUCCCAAGGUUGUAUUGUUGUUGUUGUUGUUGCUGUUGGUUGUACGGUGCUGUCAAAGGAAAGUGGACGGUUCAAUUUCGGUUGUGACCACCGGAGUAGGUUACGUGCAAAGUGAUCACGGUUCGUUCCGUGGAGGCAGUAUGUUUGUACAAGUGGUAACGAUGCCUUUAUUAAACAAUUUAAAGUUGAAGGGAAUAAUUUUCUCUUUUUAUACUUGUGUAUCAAGCUUUUUCCACUUCAUGGUGGGCUCAAGCCAGACCGAGAUACAAUUCUGUUGUAUGAGAACUGGUUUAAUUUUUUAGAGAAUAAUGCGUUUUCGGAAACGAAGUGAAAGAAUUGGGCACACAAUGGAUACCGGACCUCGGCGUGCCGUUCGGCGUCGUCUAUUGUAUGAAAUGCGAAUGCGUUGCGAUUUCGAGGAAGAAGCGCAUAGUGGCGCGCGUCAAGUGCAGGAACAUCAAGAACGAGUGUCCGGAGGUCAACUGCGACAACCCCGUGCAGAAGCCCGGCCAGUGCUGCAAGAUGUGUCCGGAGGAUUUCAAAAAUGGCACCUUGCAACAGGAACCGAGCCUAGAGAUAGUACCGCAAAACCCCAAUGACGAGGAAGAAAAGUCCAGCAGACAUUUCUCCGCCCUUCUAACCCACCGUUCAUCACUGGUGACCAACAACGAGCCCUUGUCCCUGGAAGUGAACAACAUCAAAAACAUCGUGGCAACAGGCAGAUUCUCGUUCAUAAAGAAGAACCUCCACUUCUCCUUUUACAUCUCGGAAAAGGCGGCAAGACCGCGUCUCCUUCAAUUCGUGGACGCAUCCGGUAACAUCUUGGAGGAGUUCAGCCUGUCCAGACCGGGCGGUUCAGUCAACAGCGUCUAUCAAAAUGCCACCAGGAAAGUGUGCGGGGUCUGGAAACGUGUCCCCAGGGAUUACAAACGUGACAUCCGUCACGGCAAAAUGUGGGCCGUACUUGUGUGGGGAGAAAAGGAGUCGCUCAGCGGACAAAUUUUAAACUUCGUCGCUUUGGAACACGAGAUUUACAGUUCUUUGUUGGAGCCAGCGCCUGGUAGUAACAGAAACUUGAUGCUUGGCUCUGGUGGUACUGCCAUCAUUAAGUUCUCCACCACCACUUCGCCGUCGUCUUCCAUCCACUUGUCUGUAAUUUUCAACGGUUUGUUUGCUUUGAAUGAAACUUCCAAUGUACCUAUCAAGGUCACUCUCUCCCAUGAAGACAAGGACCCCAUUCUUGAAGAGGUUUUGUUCGUCAAGAAACCUUCCACUGAAUGGAAUUUAAUCAACAUCACGUCAACCAUCUCCACUCAAGACUUGAGGCAGCUUACCAGAGGAAAACUACUGUUAACGGUAGCUUCUUUGUCUAAUCCUGAGGCUUUGCGUCUUAGUGGCAACGUCAUCGCUAAAGUAUCAUGUGAAUUGUUCCAAGCUUCAAUUUCAUCAUCCAAUGCCACAUCCAAUCCUCAUGGUGUUUCCGGUUUGGCUUGGUUAUACCUCAACAACGAAGGUACUUUGCAGUACAACAUUCAACUCGACAAUUACCAAUCGCUUCAGUCGCCUUACACGGUCACAUUAAACCACAUCAUGCCAAAACGCAGGAGCACUGAACUCGAGGACUUGACCCCUAACGAAAUUAGCGGAUGGAUUAAUGGCACUUUAGAAAAACUGAGCCCCAAAUUGUUGGAGCCUUUGUACAAUGGAAAACUGGCUGUGGACGUUGCAAUUCCAGGCGGCAGUGUCAUACAAGGAAGACUUGUAUCCAAACCUGUGGAUGAUGCCAGAGAUGCACCAGCACCACUUCUGUUGAAACGUGAAAACUACGCCCUGCCCAGCUCUGCGACUGGUUUUGCUUGGAUUUCAAUCGAUCGUGAAUGCCAUAUGCACUACGAUGUCACCUUGAAUGGUAUCGACAACCUCAGUGAACAGAAAUUCGAUUUGUCCUUGGAGAUGCUGCCCACUCUUGCACCUGGAGCGCCAGUUUUGCCUAAAUAUUUGGACACCUUCCAAGGGUCACAAGUAGAUGGAGCCCCGCUGGAGACUCUGUCAAACGAAGAAACCGCUAGGCUGACCAAUGGUGUGUGCAUUCUUAAAGUAAAGAACUUCACUACCAAAGCCGUUUUGUUAAGUACCACGCUUAAGCACGUUCAAGUGCCAGAAGAAUGUCGAUCACCGAACACCGACAACGACAUUCCGUUUAACUUUUACGGUGAGCCAUCAGGUAUGGAGUCCCAGCCUGGAACUUGCUAUCACGAAGGCAAAUUUUACGACGAAGAAAAACAAUGGACCUCGUCCCAGAACGCAUGCACAAUGUGCUAUUGCCAAAACGGUCGCGCCAAAUGUGACACCAUGACUUGUCCGGAAAUCAAAUGCAACGGCAAACUAGUCAAGGAAGAAGGUGAAUGUUGUCCGAUUUGUUCUGAUGUCUUAGAUUCGGUAAACAAUAAGAUCACCAAGUGCAGCCUGAACGGCAAAACUUAUUCACCGGGAGCCAAAUUCCAUCCAUUCUUGAUGCCGGGCGGCUUUGAGACUUGCACGGUGUGCGAGUGCCUGGCAGAUGUAUUUGAAAUCAAAUGCGUGAACGUGCCCGGAUGUUGCAAAAACUGCCAAGUAAUCAACAUAAAUGAGCAAAACGAUGAGUUUCCGCUGCUCAGAGUGCCGAAAAUCGAAGGACCCGACCCGCAGAAAAUUUUGGACGAAGGCGGAUGCAAGAACACAUAUCAUCCCAAUGAGCCGCACAGGAACAACUCCACGUACCAUCCCUACAUCGACACCCUUGGAGAAUACAAAUGCGUUACCUGUACAUGCCUUAAUGGUAACCAGAAGUGUAAAAGGGAGACGUGCAACCUGGAGACGUGUAACAGGCGACGAGAGAAGAAACGAAAUCACGAAUCGUUGGGACAGUCUGAGUUCUGUUGCUCUCCGAAAGAAUGCAGGAGGAUCCGGCAUAAAAAGAAUCGACGUAACUGAGCGGAGAAUAGAGGACUGUCUAUGGGAAUGUAGACAUGUUUGGUUCGAACGUUGGGACCAACGUCCCAUGUUACCCUGUUACCAAAGAAGACUGAAACGAUAGUAAGAUUGGACGUGAAGACCUGUCAUUAUUUAUUUAUGUCGUAGUCUAGUUUAAAUACUCUCUGUAAAUUCUACUUCUUGUAUAGGAAAUGCAGUCAAACGAAACUUGAAUUUGUUGAUAGAUUAUUUAUUUUUAUUUUUUUAAGGGUUGCUGUUUCUUGGAGACGUUUUGUUUGGCUGCAUUAUUGCUGUGUUAAUCGUUAGGAACGUGUCUGCGUACUGUUUUAGAACACGUCGGACUCGAUGUGUCAGAUACUUUCUUGGUGCUUACUACGGCUGUUUAUCGCUAACUAUUUAUUUCAGAAAAACAUGUAAAUUAUUCCAUAGUUGUAACGGAGUUUCUUCGGUAGAACUCAAUAUACUCACUAGAGAAGAAGGCUGAUAGAAAUCGCGGGCCAAAACGAAAGUACACUCUUGUCUGGUGGAAUAAAAAUGUAUCAAAAAUUGACAAGAUUAUAUUAAUCUCGAUUCUGAAUUUUUAAAAAAAGUUUGGCAACUACAAAGUAGUGUCUGUGCAAGACUUGCUUCCGUUUUGGUCUCAACUGAAAGGUUUACAAUUAAAUAAUUUCUUGUAAGACAUAUCAUUUGGUGCCAUACCAAGAAAUUAAAACAUGUAAAUAACAAUCAGUAUGUUAACUCCCUUAAACUCCCAAUUGUAAAUAUAGUCUGGGAUCAGUUAUAAUGUACAUAAAAUUGUUUAAAAAUAUACAAAUUUAUUUUAAAAUAAUUAUUUGUUUUUUAUUUUGGAAAUUGAAAUUGAGUUGCAAUACUGACUGUUACUUAUACUGUGAUCUAGGUACUUAAAAAUUGAAAAAUAUACUCGGAUUUGGAAUCUCCCCCGCAAUAUUACAGUAUUUUGCUAAAUUAUUGUAGUUUUAAUUUAGUUACGCGUGAAUGUGAUAAUAGUGUGUCUGAACUAUACUUAUUUUAGUGUAACAUAUUCUGUACAUAUACGCUUUGUAAAUUUUUUUUAGUAUAAAAAAUAAACACCGUACAUAUUUUAUGUAACUGUAAACUUACUUUUUUAUUUAAGUAAUAUUUUUAGAUAUAACUUGAAAAAGCCUCAUGAAUGCAUUUUGGUAAUUUUCCGCGGUCAGUCUGGCACUGAGUCGCGGUGAUAUGUUAUUAUAUGAGCCAAUUCAAAUAACAAGUACAGCUAUGUUUAUAUCUAAGUGUACCUGCUACCUAGAAAUAUAUGCUUGAUUAAUUCAAA